UCCUCGCUUGUGUCGCUUGUGCGUCGCCUCCUUGCCGUCCUCUGAACCCGCCGUCAGACCUUGGCCCUGUCCUUUGCUGAGGCCUGUGCAGCUCCUUUCGUUUUGUUUCGACGCAUCGAUACUGUCUUUGGUUUGUUUCCAUCCCAGCGUCGUCCUUUUGACGCUACUGGGACCAUUCUCGACUGACACCUGCAUGUCUUUGCGAAGCAUUGCGCGCCGACACACCUCGACUUUGACUGGGCAUAAUUGUCCCGCCAACAAUUGUGUGCACCAAUUUCGCGACUGAGUACGCGUGUGACUUUGUCAGACUCAGCGGGCGUCACAUUCCACAUUCGGCUUUUCAAAUCCAGUCUGCCGGAUGAAUGCGGCCCCAUUGCUCGACCCAUUGUCAACCUCCUGACCUUUGCUCGCAUUGCACACGCGAUCCAACCGACAACGACUACCUACCCCCGCCGCCGAGUGACGGGCCGAGCGCCUGGUCUUCUCGGCGCUCGCCAUGGCGGGGUUCUUCCAAAAACUCAAAGGCGCCGGAUCUGGUGCCUCCAAGACUGAUACCGCCGUGUCCACCAAGACUAAGAAGGACGAGCCGCAGCCGGACUUGACACCGGUUGAGAAGCUGUUGCACAAUGCGGGCCCCAUCCGGGAGGACGGCAGCGACAAGUUCUUUGGGUUAGAAAACUUCGGGAACACAUGUUAUUGCAACUCCAUUGUCCAGGCACUCUACCAUUCAGAACAUUUUCGGAACAACGUCGUCAGCUAUCCCCCGCCCGGUCCAUGGGAGGAGUCCAACGGAACCGAGAGAAAGAAGGUCAAGGCUACAAUACGGCCUCCAGUGCAGGCAAUCCCAAACGGAAAUGCUGCCGGAGCGAGCAAGCCACGACAGUCCUUUGGCGCAGGAGCUCAGCUACCGCCGAUAGCACCGUCUAUGCGGCCCGAGGACAAGCCGGACUCUCCUGAAUACAAAAAGAAGCAGGCCAUGAUCAGGGGCCCCGUAUUAGAGCUAGCGCAGGAGGAUUCGGAACCGUAUGGCAUGGAAGAGUGCACUUUCACGGGCCUCCGCGACAUCUUCACGGCUCUCAUCGACAGCCAGUCCCGGACGGGCGUCCUUAGUCCCCAGAGGUUUCUCGACAUUUUCAAGCGCAACAACGAGAUGUUCCGCAACUCGAUGCACCAGGAUGCUCAUGAGUUUUACGGCAUAGUGCUCAACGACGUCAUCGCAAAUGUGGAGGCGCAUGGAAAACGGAUGCAAGAGUUGGCCGAGAGCAGGAGCAAGGAUGGAUCGUCCCAGUCGGCAGACACAGCGUUGGCAAAGGCCGAUGCCAAUCCAGGGACGCGACCGCCAGGGACUGGUUGGGUCCACGACAUUUUUGAAGGUGUGCUGACCUCAGAAACCAGGUGCUUAACUUGUGAGACGGCAUCCCAACGGGAUGAGACUUUUCUGGAUUUGUCCAUAGAUCUGGAGGAACACUCGUCUGUGACGUCGUGCCUGCAAAGUUUCUCGGCCGAGGAGAUGCUCUGCGAGAGGAACAAGUUUCACUGCGACCACUGCGGCGGCUUGCAGGAGGCGGAAAAGCGCAUGAAGGUCAAGAAACUGCCCAAAGUUCUGGCGUUACAUCUGAAGCGUUUCAAGUACACCGAAGAUUACAGCCGAUUACAGAAGCUCUUCCACCGCGUCGUCUACCCGUACCAUCUGCGUUUGUUUAACACCACCGACGAUGCCGAGGAUCCCGACAGGAUGUACGAGCUUUAUGCUGUGGUUGUGCACAUCGGAGGAAAUGCGUACCACGGGCACUACGUCGCGGUCAUCAAGACCAAGGACCGUGGGUGGCUGCUCUUUGACGACGAGAUGGUGGAACCGGUGGACAAGCACUUCGUCCGAAACUUCUUUGGCGACAAGCCUGGGAUGGCUUGUGCAUAUGUGCUCUUCUACCAGGAGACGACCUUUGAAAAGGUGCGGGAAGAGCUAGACGCGGAGGGUAUGGACCAGGUGAAAAUGGCCACACAGGCAGCGGACCUGGCAACGACCACCGAGCUGGUCAACGGGUCGAGUCCCGCUCUCCUCUCCAAACUCAACACACAGCCCUUGUCACCAGUGGACGAGAGCGAAACGCUUGUCACGCUCGACCAGAUCAAGUCAGCUCCCACUGCAAUCGAUGUCGCCAGGCCCGUCGACCCGCUGCCACCACCACUUUCUCAAUGCGAAGCGCAUCCGCUCGUCGCAGCACCACCUCCUGCUCCAGCAGUCUUGACGGAAGCCGACAAAGCCGCUACUGUUCCGCCAAAGACCAAGGCGGAAAUUGCGCGGGAAAAGAAAGAGCAGAAAGCCCGGGAAAAGGCUGAAGAAAAGGCCCGGAAAGAAGCCGAGAAAGAGCAGGCACGCAUCGCAGCCAAGGAGCGCCAGGAGGCACAUCAAAAGAUGCGGGAAACGUUACGGCUCGAACGCGAGCAACUGCAAAAGGCUAUUCAGGAGAGCAAGCAGAUGGCAGCCGAGGACGAGAAGCGGCAGCAGAACAAAGAGUCUGCCGCAACUGACACGGCUACUUCCUCAGAUACAGGUGGCAACGAUGAGCCUCCCCGCAACGGCUUCCUCAACCGCGCCGGCCGGACGAGCAAGUCGAUGACGCGCAAGAGCUUUGCGUUUCUGCACAUCGGGCAGCAAAACAACAACAAGGACGAAGGCAAAGGGGGCGACAAGACGGACCGCAGCGACGCAAGCGAGGACAAGGGGGAAAGCAGCGCCGACGGCGGUGGCAAGGCAAAGGAAAACGGCAACCAUCCUCCUGUGCCCCCACCACCACCUCCACCACCACAGCAACAACAACCACAAAACGGGAGCGGCACCAGCAGCAGCGGUAAACACGGCCACCUAUUGCGGCCGUGGUUGACACCGCGGUCGGACACGGCGCCCGCCGGGGCCGUCGACCAGUUGCGGCACAACAAGGACAACAAGGAUAAGCCGCCGCUCAAGGAGCGGUUCAGCUUCGGACUGGGAAGGAAGAAGAGCAGCAGGUUUUUGUCUCCGUCGUAGGAUUGCAUGAGAGGCCUGCUGCCGUGCUCCGGCGAGUCCAGGGAGUCACUUGAUUCCCGCAAGGAUAAGGGAGGGAGGGAUUCCGUUGUCUAAACAUUGGGUCGUGGAGUGGUCGUCUUUUUGUGGUGAGGUGUGGUGGGAUGUUUAUAAGAUAUCCAUGGGGGUGCCUGGGGUAUGCGUGUUCUUGGAUACUUUUGUUGGCAUACAAGGUGCUCAGCCGCUCUUGAUUAUAUAGAGUCUGCAGUUCCUACGGGGGCUGCAUUGGAUGCCGUAAAGAGUUGGAACAGAGAGCGGCCUUGCCGACGGGGAAACGAAAGUCUCCCAUCUUGAAUGGCGGUACUUGUUGGAGAGAGGAGCUGGGGGAGGAUGGUUUGUAUGGAUUUUGGGUUGUACGAUCAGGGCUAGGUUGGGAGACGUCUGGCUAUAUACC
This is a messenger RNA of Parathielavia appendiculata, 3458 nucleotides long. Its product is annotated as cysteine proteinase. The transcript is spliced from 4 exons. The record is from RefSeq and is a predicted model, not a curated record. Lineage: Eukaryota; Fungi; Ascomycota; Sordariomycetes; Sordariales; Chaetomiaceae. Gene Ontology annotation, biological process: protein deubiquitination. Bases 497 to 3028 code for a protein of 843 amino acids. Gene Ontology annotation, cellular component: nucleus; cytosol. Gene Ontology annotation, molecular function: cysteine-type deubiquitinase activity.